Equus caballus (horse) is the source of this 1398-nucleotide messenger RNA. NCBI's taxonomy places the organism in Eukaryota, Metazoa, Chordata, Mammalia, Perissodactyla, Equidae. The record is from RefSeq and is a predicted model, not a curated record.
AUGGAGCCGAGAGCGCGGCGGGCGGCCUUUAUAGUGGCCGAGCCGGGACGGGUGCAAAAGCCCGCCCCGCCGGGCCGCCUGCACACGCCCCUCGCUGAGUCACCCGCGGCCCGCGGCGCGCCGGGCCGGGCGCACCGGGCUGUGCACACGGGCCGCGGGUUCGCAGACGCCGCCCCACGUGCGCCCGGGGGCCGCCUCGGGGAGGAUGCACUCCACCCCAGAGCUCCCUCCCAGCCCCCAAGAGACCAGUGGCCAAGUGUCAGGAUUUCACUUCUCAACUGCGUGGUUCCCUCAGGAGGCACUGCCUACCCACCACGUCCUGCCCCUUUAAGAAGAGACCAGUCCUUGGCUUAUGCCAUUCAUAGGAUUUAUUGUCACUUGCCAGCUGCUAGCAGGGGAAGGGGACACACAGCCAAGCCUCACCCCGGGGAGAGGUUGCCCGGGGCCACUCAGCACUAUUUACACACGUCACACGGAGAGCACGUCCUCAUUGGCAGCAGCUGCACUUCUCCGCCUCCGCCUCGGCCCCCUCUCCACCUUUGCACACGCAAUCCUUGGCACAUUUCUCACACUCCGCUGGGCAGCAGGAACAGCAGCUCUUCUUGCAGGAGGUGCAUUUGCAUCCCUCGCACUUGCAGGAGCCAGAGCAGGUGCAGGAACCACCAGUCGGGCAGGGGCAGGUCUCAGGGUCCAUGUCGAGAGGAGUCGCCGCUGGAAGAGGUGAAUUGGCUUCUCCGGCAACUGGACGCACUAGAGGCAGCAGGUGGCGAGGCUUUUAUAGCCCCAGGCGGGGGCGCGCAGGCACAGCCCGCUCGCCGCACGGCGCCCCCUCUCUCCAUCUGGGCGCACUGGCCUGGUGGAGGCGCGCAUUGCGGCAGCGGUUCCCCCCUUCCCUGCCGUGUGCACGGCCGGGGGGCGCUCCCCCCGCCCCCCCCCGCUGGCGGGUGCACAGCCGUGCGCCCGCAGCCACCCCACUUCCCACCGUGUGCACAGGGGAGCACACUAUCCGCUCGCCUGUGUGCGUGCUGCCGUGUGCAGGGCUGGAGACGCGUGUCCGUCUGUGUCCCUCCCGCCCCCCCGCCGGAGCUGCAGUCGCCUCAGGGAGAAAAGCUCUCACUUCUCCCCUAUGAAAGUGGAGGGAGAGAAAGGGGCUUUGUAUAUUUCCCAGUCCUUCCCUGCCGCUCAUUGCCCCUUAUUCUAGGAUUCUCCGGUGCGCCAGAUUCGGCCAAAUCGGGUGCUGACCACCCUGGUGCUCUGGGACUCAUCCCCUCAUCUGUCAAAUGGGAAGAAAGUCACAGCACCUCUGGAAGGACCUUGCAGACUGGCUUUGGGAGGGGCUGCUCUGGGAGCCCUAAAGGACAGGGCUGGUUGGCUAGUGGGAUAUGGGGGAGUUUUUGA